Molecule: messenger RNA, 26809 nt
Organism: Paramacrobiotus metropolitanus
Lineage: Eukaryota; Metazoa; Tardigrada; Eutardigrada; Parachela; Macrobiotidae
Product: twitchin-like
Biological process (GO): protein phosphorylation
Molecular function (GO): protein binding; protein kinase activity; ATP binding
Source: RefSeq, a predicted model, not a curated record
AUUCUGAUUGAAUCUAGCACUGCAGCGAUACAUUUUCGUGGUCCACAAAACUUUCUCCCGUCCAAUCGCCCCUGUCCACUUUGACUAGGGCUUUAAGAUCCAUGUAUACUGGGAGUGCUGGAAACUUCAUGCAAACGAACUGUCUCGAAUGAUCACUGUCUUGAGCUGGGGCGAUCAUGGAUUCAAAAAGCCCUGGUACAAGGUCAUCACGACGCAUCCUGAGAUCGGAGGAUGUCAGUGAAUCCAGUGAAAUAUCGGGUGUUGCUCUCGAAUCACGUUAUUCAGGAUCUAUUAGCUCCCGGCUUCGGAAUGUAAACCGCGACGAAUCGAGCGAAAAAGAGGCAGAUGGAAGAGUAUUAGAGAGCCUUGAUUUAUAUGUUGCGAUAGCGGAUUACAUUCCCGGUCCGGAAGACCCAGACGGACUGGCCGUCAUCGAAGGGCAAGUUGUCGAGCUGUUGGAUGCCGCGAAUCCUAAGCGCUAUUUGAUGCGGACACGCCCCGUCAGGCAUGUGGCAGUCCGACAGGGCUGGAUACCAUCCAGUUAUCUGGAGAAAAAAUCUGGCGAGAGUAAACGAAAAACACGGGAGCUACCUGAUAUAUCCAAAGUCUCCGGGGAAUCAAAGGAAAAGGAAGCAUUAGCGAAGCGGGACGCUGUGAUCAAAGACAUAAUCGACUCCGAGCGUCAGUACGUUCAAAAGUUAAAGUUCGUGCUGGACACGUACAUUAGGGCACUAGACAGACCGUCGGUCCCGGAGAAUUUGCGGGGGGAAAGCGAGAUAUUUCUUAACUGGAAGGAAUUGUGCACCUUUCAUGAAACCGUCUUGCUGCCGGGACUUGAAUUCUGUGUCGAUGAACCACAAUACUUGGAGAAGACAUUUUUGAGGCUGGAGCGGGACUUCGAUAAGUUGACCACAUACUGUCGCGAUGAACCGGAGGCUCAAAAACUUCUGUCUGAAUCACCAGAACUCUUGGAAUUCCUCGGUAAAAUUACCCCGUUCGGCAGUUUUGAAGAAGCGGAGAAAAACAUUUCCGAUCUGCUGCAGUUGCCCGUGCAGCGAGUGGCCGAAUAUCAAAAUUUCAUCAAAGAGAUGAUCAAGUACACCUCCCGUGCCAAGCAAGAUGUUACGGGGCUGCGCAAGACGCUAGAUAUGCUGUUGGGUGUGCCUCAUCGCGCGCAGGACAUUGAACUGCUCAAGUGCAUCAAAGGUUACCGCGGGAAUAUUCACAAACUUGGACGGAUUAUUCGCCAUGAUCCCGUAAUUAUAUGGGAGGAUGCCGAUCCGAAAAAGAAAGCUAAAGAUCGACAUUUGUUUCUCUUCAAAGACCGGAUAUUAGUAACAAAAAUGGUGCGGGCCGAAUCGGCCGGCGGAUCACCACCCCAGUUCAAUAACAAAGGAGUAAUUCAGCUGUUGAACAUCGAUAUCCGAGAUUUACCUGACGAGGAUGAACGGAACUUCGCCCUCGUGGACCGAUCGGGAACAGCUGGCGGUGUUAAAUUUCAAACCAAAUCAGUUAAUGUUAAACUGGCUUGGGUCGGUGAAGUGCGCAGCCUCAUCAAGGGUGGUCUAUCUGGACUUCCAAUGAUUGAAGUCGAUGACCCAGAUCGGUCCACUUUCAGUAAUCUGGCCCGUAGUAAUACGGAAGAUUACGAAGAUCGUUCGCGAUCGGGCAUGGUGGAUGUUCGCAGUCAUACCACGAAAACUGAAGCGCAAACCAUGGAAGAAAUGGUGCAGGACAUGCAGGGCAAAUAUCUGCGAGUAAUGACACAAUCACUGACACGCGAGGAAGAGUAUCGGGAGCUGAAAAGUAUAUCUGAAGAUGAGUAUUUUUCACUGGAAUCUGAAACUACCCCUUCCACUUCGUCCUAUUUCACAGCUCCUGAGUUUGAAGACGGAACUACAUUACCGUAUAUGCGGAAAUCGACUGAACGUAUUUCUUGCGUUAUUGGUGAAACCGUCAAAUUUGAUUGCCGAGUAUGUGGUAAUCCUGUUCCGGAGGUCAGCUGGUGGAAGGAUGGCAAAGAAUUGGAGGCUGGGGAAAAGUACGAGUUCAAGGUGGACGGACAGAUUUAUACGCUUAUUAUCCGUGAUACUAUGCCGGAAGAUAGAGGACUGUAUACUUGUCAAGCGCAUAAUAAAAAUGGAACUGUUCGGUAUCAUCCCGAAUUGCUGGUUCGUGGUGCUUUUCCUACGGAACUUAUCGACCAGCACAACUGGGAAUUUUUUCAUCGCCGUUCUCAUUCCGUUAUGGAUGUGGAAUCCAUCACAUCGGAAGUGGCCAAUCAGGACGACUUUGAAGAUCACGAACGAACAUCGGCCAAACGAAAAGACGAGGAUAUGGAUUUACCCGUAGAAGACCGGAAAAGACUGCGGGAGGAAGGAUUAGAGGAGCAACCGAAACGCCGACAUGGCGACAACGCGCCGCCAAAACUGCAUUUUGUACAUUUUGAGGAUGAUACAUUCACGCUGAAGCCAAAAGAGACGCUGAAAAUUGAGAUUCCGUACGAAGGCAAACCGAAACCCAAUCUCAAGUUCACUAAAGACGGCCGACCACUUCCAGAAUCCAGACAUUACCAAGUCGAAGAUGCAGAUGAGACAGCGCGACUAACAGUUUGGGAAGUCAGUCCAUCUGAUGCUGGAACAUACUCCAUCAUUGCCGAAAACCCGUAUGGUGUGGACAAGGUGGAUAUCACAGUGGAAAUUCGUGGCCUGCCGGAUGCGCCGAGAAAUUUCAAAGCAUCUGAAAUUACUCCGGAAACAUGUAUGCUCAAAUGGGAUAUCCCGGCUCAUGACGGGGGUAACCCGAUUUUGCGGUACAAUAUCGAGCGACGUGGCGUUGGCCGGAAAACAUGGCAGCGAAUUGGCACAACGAGGGAAACACAUUUUGAGGCCGAGAAUUUACUGGAAGAUCAAACCUAUGAAUUUCGAGUCGCCGCUGAGAAUGCCGUGGGCGAGGGCGAAGGAGCCGAACUGCAGGAACCUGUUGUUGCGAAAUACACGUUUGGUCCACCUGGUCCCCCGGAUACACCCGUCAUAUCGAACAUGGCCAAUCGGACGUGCACAGUGUCCUGGCAGCCACCAUUGGCCAAUGGGGGCUCACAGAUUGUUGGCUACAUACUGGAACGGCGCCAUUCAAUUAGCCCGCGCUGGGUAAAAGUCACCAACGAUCUAAUCGAAUCAACGGAGUUUGUUGUGCCGGAUUUACUGUCAUCUACUGAAUAUGAAUUUCGCGUAAUUGCCCUCAAUAAAGCUGGAGAAAGCCAACCUAGUCAACCGAGUCGACCAGUAAAAACACGCGCUUGGAGCGUUGCCAGUGAAGAAGAUGAUGCGAUGAGUGGAUCAGGAAGGGGAUUCCGACCCUCAAUGGAACGCUCGAUUAGCAAUGCAUCUCUGCUUGAUGAUGACAAUGUUUUCCGCCGGACGGACUCGGUGUUAAGUGGUUCGAGAGAGUCCAGCGUCGCCCGUCGGAUCGUAGAGCGUCGGCUCAACGGUGACCGGUCUCCUGAUCUGCGCCGAGAACUGUCGUUUCAGAGAGAAGGCAGUUACGGAUUCGAAGGGGAAACUGUGGAAGAGCGCAUCGAACGACGUAAUCGUAUACGCAGUCGUGCAAGUCAGUCUAGUCAAUUGGACGAGCUUGAAAAGAAAUUCGCGGCUGAAGACCGCCAGAUCAAAACUCAGCGUAGUCGUGAGGACACGUUUGCGUGGGACACGAGUACCGCUUCCGCAGACCGAAUGCGAGUCAUACCGGAAAAGCGGAGUUUCGAUGAUGUGCAGUCGGAUACGGCGCUAGAGAGAAAGGUUCCAUACACGAAACGGGCGGAAUCCAAUCUUAGUUUCGACAGCGAAUUUUCCAGUGAAUUCGCCAAGGCUAAUGGAGAUUUGAGCGGUAUGCCUGGAGCGGUAGUGCAGGAGGACACAAUUUUUGUAGAGAAAGGUCGAUCUCUUCACAUAAAUAUUCCUUUUUUCGGAAGCCCGACUCCGACAGCCGUAUGGAAACAUAAUGAGACACCAAUUCAUGAAUCGCCUCGCGUUCGGAUUGAUACGCUGGGCAAUGAAACUUCGCUUAACGUCCGACAAAUGGGCCCGGAAGAUGGUGGCGUUUAUUCAUUGAUCUUGGAGAAUGAAACAGGAAAACUGGAAGCGCAUAUCAAUGUUAAAAUCCUAGACGCCCCUUCGGCCCCUCGAAAUUUAGUUCCUGUGACUAGCACACCGGAUUCAGUUACUGUACGAUGGGAUGAACCUGAACAUGCGGGAGGUGGCCCAGUCAUCAAUUAUGUCCUGGAAAAGCGCAUUAGCGGUCGCAAACUGUGGCAGCAUGCUACGGAAACGGCAGCUACAGAAGCCACCGCGGAUAACUUAUUGGAAGGCCAGGAAUAUUAUUUCCGAGUGAAAGCCGAAAAUCGUUAUGGUGUCGGACCAGAAGUGGAAACUACGGAACCAGUUGCUGCUAAGUGGCCAUUCAACCCACCCGGCCCUUGUGCUGCACCCGAAGUCAGUGACAUCCGCAAGUCAUCGGCAAUAUUAUCAUGGGAGCCGCCAGCUGAUGAUGGCGGCAGUCCGGUCACCGGGUAUUUCAUCGAAAGGCGAUAUGCCGGAGCGCAGCGCUUCAUGAAAAUUACACAUGAACCAGUGACUAACACCGUUUUUAUGGUAACGGAUCUGGUGUUGGGAUUUGAUUACGAAUUCCGAAUCAUCGCUAUUAACCAAGCAGGAGAAGGUCUGCCAGGAUCUUCUUGUUCGCCUGUCAAACCAGCAGAAACGCCUAACGAAUACGCGCCGAGAAAAUUACCGGAAGGUAAAAAGAUUGUGCAAGAAAUCGAAGAUGUGGAAAUGACCGAAUACCGGGGUAAAAAGCAUGCACUCUUGGAAGAGGAUAAAAACCUCGUGGUUAGACAGCAAAAGGGCGCUGCUGAUCGGGCCAUGUCAGAAAUAGCAUCCACCGUUGACGAUGUCGAGUCCAUUCGAGAGGAAGUCUCGAUCUCUGAGCGCACUGAUACUGUUCGUAAAGUUAUCGGUAAACCUCAUACUCCCAAACAACCCGGGGUCGCUGAGGAAGUCGAAACAGAAGAUCGCUCCAGACUGUCAGCUAAAAAACCAAAGAAAACGCGUGCUCCAACUGACGACGAUGAAGAAUUUGAUGAGAUUUCUGAAAUAAGUGAAAUAACGGAACAUAUCGAGCGACGUACCGUUAGGCGCACGAAAGCGAAGCCGAAAAAGGUCAUGGUGGAUAUCGGCACUGACGCUGCACCCUUCCAGCAACCACAGUUACGACGCCCAGGCAAAGAUCAGAGGAUGAUUGCUGUUAAGGAGGAAGAGGAUUUAACACUGGAAGUUCCGUACACAGCCGCUCCUAAGCCUGAAUUCACUUGGCUGAAGGACGGAAAAGUGUUAAAAGAUUCAAAGCAUGUACAGACUGAUUCAACCGAAGAACGAGUAAUUAUUACCGUGAAAGACGUCAGCAAGACCGACGCCGGACGGUAUACACUGAUUGCGGAGAACUUUGCUGGAAUCGAUAAAAUUGAUAUUGGCGUUCAAGUUUUAGGCCCGAAAGAAACCAAAGAAUCCGCUAUGAUGACGGAAUCAGCAGAUCAGGCCCCUAAACUAUUCCUUUCGAAGAAAUUCGACAAAGGCACUCAAGUAGAUGAACAUGAGCCGUUGGUUCUGGAAGUGGCUUACAGUGGUCAUCCCGUUCCCAACAUAACCUGGAUGAAGGAUGGCAAAGUUUUGACAGCGACUGAAACGGUUACGACGGAAGUUACAGAAGAUAUCGUCCGACUGGUUAUUUUGGACAGCCGCACAAAAGAUACUGGAACGUACUCUAUACUGGCGCAGAAUAAACUUGGCAACGAUAAAGUCGACAUCGGAGUGAAAGUCAUAAAACACGAAGAGGUGCAGGUGGAUCGAGAAGUACGCCAGGCGCCGAAAGUACAAAAACCUAAACAGUACAGUAAAGCUGUACACGUGCAAGAAAACGAAGAUAUACGAAUCGAAGUUCCAGUCACUGGCACACCGAAACCGGAAGUCCAGUGGCUGAAGGAUUCUAAGCCGAUUACUCGGGAUCAACGAGUGCAGACUGACUUCGAUGAAGAGAAAGCUGUUCUGACAAUUGAGAAAGCCACCGCAGCUGAUGCUGGUACUUAUACGUUGGUAGCAGAAAACGAUGCCGGUGAAGAUGAAGCUGAUUUUGAAAUCCAAGUGAUCGAACGGAAGGAGACUAUUACGAAGAUUACCCGGACGCGUAAAGCCCCAAAGAUUACAAAGCCAGCCAAACUAGAUAAGCCAGUUCAGGUCAAAGAAAAUCAAGAUGUGGAACUAGGUUUGCCGUUCACGGCUGGACCGGAUGCAAAAGUGUCAUGGCUUAAAGACGGAAAACCAGUUACGGAAUCCAGGACUGUACAGACCGAUACAACUGAAGAGUUUUCUAAACUAGCCAUUAAGAAAGCCACGAAAAAAGACGCUGGAACAUACACAAUGAUCGUCCAAAACGAAGUGGGGGAAGACAAGGUCUCCAUUGGAGUGGAAGUGAUAGAAUCCACGCCGGAGCCGCGCGCGGUACCAAAGCAUGCCGAAGAACUAGAAGCUCCGAAAAUUCGACGACCGUUGAGCUAUGAAAAAGGCAUACAAGUGGACAGCGGGGAAACCGUUCAGUUGGGCCUGACUUAUUUCGGAAUACCAAAGCCGGAAGUGCAGAUUUUCAAAGAUGGAGUGCCUGUUCGACCAGAUGACCAUUUGUCUUUCAGCAUAGAUGCUUCAAAAUUGACACUAAAAAUCUCCGAUGCCGAUGCGGCGCACUCUGGCACUUAUCGGAUAGUGGCGGAGAACGAAGCAGGAAGUGAUGACACUGUGAUAAAGAUCGAAGUUAACGAAGUGGAAACCAAAACCACGAAAGGCGGCCUGAAACCACAGGCUAAACGACCAGUACGAGAAACCGAGGAAGAAGAGGAAGUCUCGCGUCACGAAGAAACAAAGACAACCACAACAACGAAGACCGAACACGUGAAGAAAUCACCGAAACCCAAGCGUCGCAGCAGUGUUGUCGAAAGCACAACGGUGGAGACAACCUCCACUGUCGAUGUUGCAAUGGAAGAAGGAUCGGAUGCCGAAGAAAUAUCUCGUAUUGAAGAAAUCCAUGAUACCAAAAUCCGUACAGUCGUAACUGAGAAGCGCGUUAGAGCGAAAAAAGAGCCAGUCCAAACGCGGGACGAGGAAAUGGAAACCGAUGAAAUGGAGGCAACAGAAGUGUCUCAUGCCGCUACCAGUACCGACCGAGCCACGUUAGUGGAACGCGCAUCAAGUCCGGUUAAACAACCGCAGAAACCAAAAAGAAAACCCAGUGUAACUACAGACGAACAGGUGGAGGAAAUCGUGGAAACCGUUACAACCGAAGUGGUAACCGAACGGUCUCGGCGCCCGUCAGUCAAAGAAGCAGCUGUCCCUGUUAAAAUGGAAAUUGAGCAGAAACCAGCACCAAAAAAGCAUAAACCAGAGACUGAAGUCAGAGAAACAAAGGAUGAAGAGGUGGACGAAGAAUUCGUGGAAACCAAGGUAACGAAAACAACCACCACCAAAACACAGAAACCAAAACCAGUGCCGACACCGUCAGAGACAUCGGAAGCUCCAUCCAUUCCGGAAGACGAAGACAUCGAAGAAACAGUGGAAACCAAAACCACAACAGUUGUCACCAAGAAAGGAGAGAAACCAACGGUAACCGAAGUGAAAACGGUGACUGGAAAAGGCGAAACUGCAUCGGUAGGCACUGAGACGAUCGAAAAGCAUCCCAAAUCCGUUUCUCAUGUGCGAGAAACCACGAAAGGAGUAACGAAAAAGGUGCACACCGAAACCUUGCCCGAGCGACUUAUCGGAGAGCCAGUAGAAAUUGCGGAAGCCGAAAACAUCGAAGAAGUCGUGGAAACGCUGACCACCACAGUUACGACGAAAAAGCCUCAGAAACCAAAGGUCACCGAUGUAGGAGUAUCCCCUAUCACAGCCGAAGAGAAAGAUGUACCAAGACUUAAAAAGCACCCGAAACAGGAGGAAGAACUGCCAGUGGAAGAAAGCUUCGAAACGCUGAAUGAAAGAAAAACCGUCACGACCGUUGUUACCCGUAAAGGAGAAAAGCCUGUUGUCAGUACAAUAACCACUGACGCGGCCAAUGGCGAUAUAACCGUCAUCGAGGAAACUAAACCCAAAGUGGCCCAAACUAAUUUGACAGCGGAGAAAAUCCACGAAGCAAUCGUUAAAAAUCUUCCGGAAAGACCCGAAGCUGAGUCAGAUGAAGAAGAAGAAAUUGAAGAGACGUAUGAAAAGAGAACGGUAACGGUGAACACGAAAACGCUACACAAGGCCCACAUCACGGACGAGAGUGAAGUGUCUCAAAAAGCCGGUUUAGCAACAUCUGCCGAUACAACUGCUCGAGCAGAUAAAUUUCAGCUGUUGAACGAGGAGCGUUUUAUCGAAGGCCCCAAAGCCGAGUCCGAAGAAGAGAUCGAAGAGGCUGUAGAAAAGAAAACGACCAAAGUAGUCACUAAAAAAGUGCAAAAGCCGCAACGGCAGGACGUCUUGCACCAACCGGACAUUGGGCAAGAAGAAGAGGUUUUGGAAGAAGUUGUGGAAACGACGGUAACCACCACGACCAGCAAGCCUGGUGAAAAACCGGUUGUUACUGAAGUUACCACUGUGACGCCCACUGUCAAGCCCAAAGAGAAACUGAUGCCACAAGAAUCCAUCGAAGCUACGGAAGAAAGUGUGGAGGAGGUACUGGAAACAAAGACUACGACAACUACCACGACGCGAAAGGUGCGAAAACAUUCGGUUACGGAAGUUCCUGAAAUAGCCGACGUGGCAGAGAUCGAGGAAGAAAAACCCAAGCCCAAGCCGGUAGAAAAACCUGAACGAAGAAAGCGACCUGAUACGGUAGAAAGCAAAACUACAGAGACCCAAGUGACGGAGGAGAGCACUAAGGUAGUAGAAGAGAAACCUACGGUCACGAAACCCGAAAAGUCCAAACCGGCAGCUGUGAGCCAUAAGCCCGAUCACGGGGAAUACGAGGAAAUCGCCGAAACGAUAACUGAGGUGGAAACCAAGCGAACAACACAAGCACAAAACCCGGUUGUGGAGAAAGUGCAUAAACCCAGCCGAGCAGAGGAGGUUAGUUCCGAUGAAGAGUUCGCAAUCUCGGAAGAACUGCCCAAACCGAAGAAAAAGUCGCCUGCAAGAAGCCCUGAGAAGACGGUUGAGAAGAAACCAGUAAAAUCACAACAGCCACGUUCGCCAAGCCCUGAGUUGGAAGAGUCUGAAAUAAUUGAAAUCACCGAAACAACAACAAAGGUCACUUCGAUUUCGAGCACAAAGCCGGAGAAGACCCCUCGGCAACCUCUAUCCACGAAAGAUAAGGAAAGUUCACCGGAAAAGCCCGCGAUUACGCAAAUGAAACCAACAGUGAAACGACCAGUUCGCGAUGAAGAGGAAGAUUUCUGGGCUCAAAUAGAAAAAGUGGAAGAAAUCGCGAUUGGAGAAGUUGCAGAAAGGCCUAACCAACAACCUGCAUCGAAGCCAGAAACCGUCGAUGUUGCCGAAGAGACGACCGUGGAAACUAAAACUGAGACUGCCGUUGAAAAAGCUCCUCGAAGGGAGCGACCGAAGAAAACAGAACAACCGGCUAAAAAGCCAGCGGCUGAAGAGGUUGAAGAGACCGAAGUUAUCGAAGAAGUAACUGAAAGCAAGGUCGUUCAAAAGAGCACUACUACCCCUAAACCGAAACCUCUUUCCGAAAAGGUUGCAAAGCCAGACAAGGCUACAACUGUCGAAGAAGAGGAAGAGUGGUAUCCGGGGAAGGGUGAAGAGGUCACGCCUAAGAAAAAGCUUCCUGUAAUCGAGAAAACAGUCGAAACAGAGGAACAGUUGUUAAAGGAAGCGCAUAAGCUUGGCUUAAUAGAAUCGAAAACGCCCAAGGCAAUCGAGGUACCUGUUGUAGAUACCCAUCCUUUAUCGGAGUUCUCGGCGCAGGCGGACUCUGUUAGCACGAAAGAACGGCAUGUUACUGAAGAAGGUAUUUUAGAAGAAGUUGAGACCACUACGACCAGAUCCCGUUUGACCCGUGAACCCCAACCCUCAGACAAACGAAAGGUCACGGAGGUGGCCGAAAUGGGAACAGACACCAUUGAUAAAGUUGUAGUCGAAAAACCCAUCGAAAUAUACGUAAUAGAAAACGAAGCGGGUGAAAAAAUAGAAAUUGAAGUUGAAGAGCGCAACGGAAAAUUAUUCGACGUGAAAACGGGAAAGGAAGUCGAGAUAGAAGGAUACGAAACCGUAAAAACAACGGUCGAAGAGUUUGUUGAGGAAUGGGAAAUGGAAACCGUCCAUGAAACGGGUAAAGAACCAGCAGUGAAGGGCCGUAUGGAGCAGAUAUACAAAACGACAACAGCAACGGCCGAAGAAGGUGGCGUAGAGCAAGUGACGACCGGAAACAUCAAGCGGAUCGAGUAUACACAAGACGAAACCGGCAAGCAUGUGGUGGAAAAGAAUGAACCAAUUGAAGAAAAGCGCGCACUACUCGGUCCAGAAGCGAAAAAGCUAAUGCUCGAAGGGAAGUCUGAGGUAGAAGAAGGUGUUAUCGAAGAAACGAAAGAACGAACAAAACAAGUGCGCCGGCGCCGCCCUGAUGGGACACAAGAAGAAGUUCCAGAAAUGGAAGAAAAGACAAUUGAGAAAAAACGCACGCCCAUGGAAAGUCGGGUUGUUGAGACAACGGAAGAAACUGUUACGAAUACGACGGUUACGGAAGAAACCGAUCAGCCAAAAAAGCCCGGAAAGAAACCAGCGCCCAAGAAGCAAAACGCGGAAGAGGUGCCACAGAAAAUAGAAACAAUCGAAAUUGAAUCAGUCACGGAUACCAAAGUGCUGCUAACUUGGGAUGAGCCAAAAACAGCAAAACCGGUAGAAUAUGUUGUAGAAAAGAGAAAGGAAGGCAAGCAAACGUGGGUGGAAGUAAAGACUACUAAAGCCACAGAAAUGGAGAUAACGGAUCUGGAGGAAGGCACCGCUUAUGAUUUCCGUGUUACUCCGGUGAAUGAAGCGGGAUCGGGUGAGCCAACAACCGUGCCAGAAGCCGUCCACACGAAAACCAAGCCGCAUGCGCCUCAAGCCGUUCAUCUGGCGGAAAAGAAAAAGACGCCAACAAUUGAGUGGAAGAUCCCGGAAGCUGGCGAACAGACGGGAUGGAGCGACAUUGAGAAAUUUGUCGUAGAAGAAAGAGCCGUUAAGGACGCGGAAUGGCAUACCUUAACGGAACUGCCGAAAACAGAAACAUCCUUCGAAGUUCCGUUUGAGACCACCGAAACGUUGAAAGAGUUGCGUGUUGUUUCUGUGAAUGAUAUCGGCGAAAGUGAGCCGAGUAAAGUGGUCAAGGUAGAGAAUCCUAAAGCUAAAGCCACACGCCAGCGAAAACCCACUACACAGGCUGAGAAUUUAGAGGUUAUAAAAGUAACGGACUCAACGGUGGAAUUAUCAUGGGAAGAACCGAAGGAAGCGACACCGAUUGACCAACUAGAGUACGUGGUGGAAAAGCGCACUGUCGGUCGAAAAGUGUGGACUAAGGUGGCUACGACAAAGGCCAGAGAAUUCGAAAUCUCUAAUCUCAUCGAAGGCGAGGCGUACGAUUUUCGUGUGACGCCACAGAACAAGCUGGGUCUCGGCGAGCCGGCAACCACAGAAGCUGUACAGCUGAUUAGUAAGCCAGAAGCACCCGUUUCUGUUCACGUUGCGGAGAAAGUGGAUACUCCGACCAUUGAGUGGGAUAUACCAAAGGUCGAUGAGAAGAAGAAACCGGUUAAGCAGUUCGUUAUCGAAGAACGGUCGGAAGAUAAUCCUGUGUGGCACAAAGUCGCCGAGGUGCCUGCCGAUGAGCAAAGCUUUGAAGUGCCUUUUGGUUCGGUUGAAAAAGAAAAAGAGCUGCGGGUUGUCUCCGUUAACGAAGCGGGAACGAGUACUCCUAGCAAACCGGUCUCCGUUAAAAAUGUCGAGAAGCCGCUGCAUAAACCAAAACUAGAAGCGCAGCCUCAGCAGCUGGAGGUGGUGAAAGUUACAGACACCAAGGUUAAUUUAUCCUGGGAAGAGCCGGAAGAUGUGGAAGAAAUAGAAGAAACCGAGUACGUUGUGGAAAAGAAAACCGUUACUACGAAAAAAUGGACGAAAGUGACAACCACCAAAGACACUGAAGCGGAAAUCGAAGAUCUUGACGAAGGUGAGCAGUAUGAGUUUAGGGUCACUCCUAAAACCGCCGAGAAGGAAAGCUCGCCGAUCACCCUGGCAGAGCCGGUGCAGAUGAAGACCAAACCCGAUGCUCCAAAGAAAUUGGCUGUCGAAGAAACGGAAGAAACUACCACAGUGGAAUGGAAAAUAGAGGAAAGCGAUAAACCUGGUCAAAUGCCGAUUGAGCGCUUCAUCAUCGAAAAACGCCCAGCCAGGACAAAAAGGACAUGGACUAAAGUUACAGAAAUGCCUGCAAAUGCAGAGUCCUUUGAAGUGCCAUUUGAAGAGGACGAAACGGAGAAAGAAAUCCGCAUAAUUGCUGUGAACGAAGUGGGAGAGAGCAAACCCAGUCAGACGGUUACCGUUCAUAAACCGGAAAAGUCACAGACUGGGACCACCACCAGUGUUCAGACAACCACUACCAAAACAACAACCACGAAAACUACUACCAAAACGACUUCGGCAAAGCACGCGGAGGAAGGCGAAAUCAGUGAGAUACCGGUUGAAAAGCCGGAAGCACCGUCGAACGUACGAGUGCUUGAAUCGGCGGAUGUACCAACGGUGAAAUGGGAAGUGGAGACCACCGAGCAACCCGUGGAAAAAUACAUAAUCGAAGAGAGAACUACGGAAGAGAAAGCUACUUGGAAGCGCAUCAAGGAAGUGCCAGCGACCGCAGAAGUCGCUGAAGUGCCUUUUGAAGAGGAUGUUCCGGAAAAAGAGGUUCGGAUUGUUGCCGUUAAUGAGGCCGGAGAAAGCAAGCCCAGUAAAGCCGUUAAAGUAGCCAAUCCGGAACAACGCGGGAAAUCUAAGACUGUUAAGAAGACGACGAAGACCACUACAACUACUAAAACAACUACGCAUGUCGAGGACGAAGGCGCCACAACAGAGAAAGUUGUUCCCGAGGAAAAACCGGUCAAGAAAAUACCGGAGGAAACUGAGGAACUUCCGGAAGAAGUGGAAACGCCAAAGCCUAAGAAAGCCGAGCCUUUGUCCUCUCCGGAGAACGUGCAUGUUGUGCAGUCUACACCCGACAAUGUCAAGCUGGCAUGGGCAGCGCCCAAGAGUGACGGUGGUAGUCCAGUUCUUGGCUAUAUCGUGGAGAAAAAACGGUCAGAGCGAAAAGUGUGGCAAGCUGCUACGGAAACAACCGAUGCAGAGUGCGUGGUGGAAAAUCUGAUCGAAGAUGCAAAAUAUGAUUUCCGGGUGACAGCAAAAACUGCCGAAGGAAUCAGUGUACCCACUGAACUGGCCAACGUGGUUGCUCGAUUUUCAUACGAGGCUCCAGCGGUACCGUCCAAACCGCGCAUCACCGAAAGCGGACCAAAGGGAGUUACGAUUGAGUGGGAAGCCGGGCCGAACGACGAAAAUGUUCCGGUAGACGGUUACAAUGUGUCCGUCAAAGAAAAGGGGUCUACUCGAUGGAGGAAAGUGACGAAGAACGUUGUCAAGGAUACAUCCCAUGAAAUCACCGAUCUGAUUCCUGGUUCCGAAUAUGAAGCGCGCGUAACUGCCGUUAAUCCUGCUGGCGAAAGUGAGCCGAGUGCUCCCUCAGACCUAUUCAAGGCCGGAGAGGAAAAGAAACGAGAAAUACCACAACCCGAAGAGGAGGAAGAAGAAAAACCCAAACCCACACGAAAGCCUUCCAAAAUGCCGGAAGUGACAAAGGCAGCUGGCACACCAAGCGCUCCAGGAAAGCCGUUUGUGGUUGAUGCCACUCCCACGGAAGUGACACUGGAAUGGAAUGAACCGGUCAAUGCAGGUGACAGUCCGAUUAAAAGUUAUAACGUCCUCAUUCAGGAGAAAGGCACCGACACUUGGCAGAACGCCACCGAAGAACCCGUACUCCAACCCACCGUGGUCAUCCAGAAUCUGUCACCGGAAAAGGAAUAUUUAGUCAAAGUGGCCGCAGUGAAUCAGUCUGGCGAAGGCAAGCCGAGCGUGCCUUCGGAGACAUUCGUGCUACCGGCGAGCGAAGAGCUUGAGGAAACCGUUCCUGCAGAAAAACCGCCAAAACCCUCGAGAAAAGCGUCUCAGCAGGAAGAAAUUGCUCCAGUGGAAGAUCUCCAUGUACUCGACUCGACACCAAAGUCGGUCAAACUGGGAUGGACUGAACCUGAAACAGAUAAGCCUUUGGUUUUUGCUGUUGAGCACAAGCCGAGCGACACGGAAGAAUGGAUUUCCUCGGGACAGACCCCUAAAACGGAAAUGGUAGUACCGAAUCUGACACCCAAACAAGCGUAUGACUUCCGUGUGACCCCACAAUCCGAUGACCUCACUGGCCAGCCGGCGGAAAUUCAUGAUGUGAUCCCUGGCAAAAAAGCAACAGAAAUACCGGCGGCACCGGGACAACCGAAGGUAACGGAUGUGACGCCGACGGAAGCAACGCUAACGUGGGUGGAGGGCGAAUCUGAUGGAGCGUCCCCGGCUGACGGCUAUAACGUAUACCUGCGCGAGAAAGGCACCAAGCAAUGGAAGAAAUCCACUAAACAAUUAGUGAAGAAAAAAUCCCACUCUUUAACAGACCUGGAACCCGAAAAAGAAUACGAGGCUCAGGUUACCGCGGUGAACGAGGCUGGAGAAAGCCAACCUAGUCCAGUAUCCAAACCGUUCCAACUAACGCCCGAAGAAGCUGAAGUUGACACUGUUCCAUUGGCGCCGAAAAAUCUCCAGGUGAUUGAAGCUGCCCCAACCGGAGUUAAACUGAGCUGGAAGGCUCCUGAUGACACGGGCAAUAAGCCUGUCACCGAAUAUACCGUCGAACAAAAACCUUCUGACAGCAACAAAUGGAAACCAGUUGGGAGCACUGCUGACACGGAACUGACCACUCCCAAGUUGGACGAAGGAAAAUAUGACUUCCGAGUGAAAGCGACGAAUGAGAUCGGCCAGUCCGAACCAGCGGAAGUCAAAGAUGUCAAGGUUGAGGGGAAACCGAGACGCGCUACGAUGCAAGUACCGGAUGCCCCUGGCGAGCCAGCAGUGACGAUAACCUUCCCAACGGAAGCAAAGGUUGAAUGGCCGGUGUCCACAGCAACACCCACCAAACCGGUGGAUGGAUACAACGUUCACCUCCGAGAAAAAGGGAAGAAGACUUGGAAAAAGGUUACGAAAAAAUUGGUGAAGACCAAUGAAUUCACGCUGACUGACCUUUUGCCCGGAGAGGAAUAUGAAGUGCAAGUCACGGCCUUUAACGAAGUGGGAGAAAGCGCGGCUAGUCCAGUGUCAAAACCAUUCCUUUUGCCCAGUGAAAUUGUUUUAAUCGAAAUUCCUUCUGCCCCGGGUGAACCCUCUGUACAGCCUACUUCCCCCACAACCGCCGAAAUCGAGUGGUCUGCUCCCGCCGAAGUCGAUACUCAGCCCGUAGAUGGCUACAAUGUGUACCUUAGAGAGAAAGGCAAAAAAACCUGGAAGAAGGUCACCAAAAAGUUGGUGAAGACAACCACUCAUACAUUGACAGACUUAACUCCAGGACAGGAAUAUGAAGUCCAGAUUACUGCUGUUAACGAAGUGGGUGAAAGCGAGCCUAGCCCCGUCUCCCAACCGUUCACCCAGCCCGCGGAAAUCGCGGAGACUAAAUCCGUCCCUUCGUCUCCCAAAAACCUUCAGGUAUUAGAAAUAUCGCCCGAGGGUGUCAAACUGAGCUGGAAGGCACCCGAUGAGACCGGCGGUUCACCUAUCAAAGAAUACUUGGUAGAACAGUCUCCGUCAGGCAAAAAUGAUUGGAAACCUGUUGGUACUACUUUGGAGACAGAAUUAAAAACUCCUCGCUUGCCGGAAGGAAAUUACGAUUUCCGAGUUAGCGCGAGAAACGACACUGGACUUUCUGAACCGGCAGAAGUAAAUGACGUGAAGAUCAAACCGGCUAAAAAAGGCGUCACGGAAGUACCUCUUGCCCCUGGUCAACCCGAAGUGAACCCCACCAGCCCUUCAGAAGCUGUCGUCGAAUGGCCGGCGUCAACGGCGACACCCAAUCAACCGGUUGAUGGGUAUAAAGUGUAUAUUAGGGAGAAGGGAAAGCGAGCAUGGAAGAAUAUAACCAAGACGCUGGUCAAGACCACGCAACAUACUUUGACUGAUCUGAUGCCCGGUCAAGAGUAUGAAGUACAGGUUACGGCUGUGAAUAAAGUGGGCGAAAGUGAACCCAGCCCCGUUAGCAAACCCUUUGUCCAGCCCACCGAGAAAACAGAAAUUCAAACUGUUCCGUCGGCGCCACGCGAUUUUAAAGUGGUGGAAGCGGUUCCGGAAGGCGUUAAGCUGACAUGGAAAGCACCAGAAGAUGAAGGCAGUAAUCCUGUGAAGGACUAUGUUGUGGAAGAAAGACCGAGCGGAACAACGAAAUGGAAGCCGGUUGGUACCACGGUGGAUAUGCAGCUGACCACGCCUAGCCUGCCUGAAGGUCCACAUGAUUUCCGGGUGAUGGCACGGAACGAAAUUGGGCUCUCAGAACCCGUGGAACUCAAGGAUGUGGAUGUAAAGAAGUCCAAAGCUGAAAUGGAGGUCCCUGUUGCCCCUGGUAAACCCUCGGUUAGUCCUGUCUCGUCAACGGAGGCGACGGUGCAGUGGCCUGCCGCUGAAGCAACACCAACAAAACCCGUGGACGGUUACAAUGUUUACCUAAGAGAAAAGGGCAAGAAGGAGUAAAAAGUAACGAAGAAACUGGUUAAGAAAACCGAGCAUACCAUUACCGAUUUGAAGUAUGGACCCGAGUACGAAGUUCAGGUGACCGCCGUUAACGAAGUGGGAGAAAGUCAGCCAAGUCCACUGUCCGAUGCGUUUACCACCAAGCCAGAAGAAACGGUGCCUUCAGCUCCUAAAAACCUGAAAGUUUUGGAAGCCACAACGGAAAACGUGGCUUUGAAGUGGGAGGCGCCGGAGUCCGACGGACAUUCACCGAUUGUUGGUUACCUAGUCGAAAGAAAACCCAAAGGAGAGAAGAACUGGUUGCCUUUAGGAGAAACCGUUGAUACCGCUUUUAACGUGCCAAAAGUUCCCGAAGGGAUAUCUGACUUCCGGGUUAUUGCGAAAAAUAAGCACGGCAAAUCCGAGCCGGCCGAAGCGAAAAAUGUGGAAAUCAAAGGAAAACUGAAAGUACCAACGGCUCCUAACAAGCCGACCUCAAAGGUCACCGAGACGGAAGCCACAAUCGAGUGGGAUGGCCCGGCAGCCACAAAAGAAACUCCGAUCGAUGGCUAUCAUGUUUAUGUCCGAAAAGGAACGAAAGCUUGGAAAAAAGUGACCAAAGAUCUGACCAAGAAAAAGACGCAUGUGCUGAAGGAUCUAAAACCAGGCACUGAAUAUGAAGUUCAAAUCACCGCAGAAAAUAAGGCCGGGGAAAGCGAGCCCAGUCCAGCGUCCGAUGGAUUUAUGCUGAAGCCAAAAGAAGGUGUUCCCACUGCUCCGCGAGACUUGGAAGUUGUCGAAGCGGUACCUGAUAAUGUAAUACUUAAAUGGAAAGCCCCGGAAUCUGAUGGAAAUUCUCCAGUUACAAGCUAUGUCAUUGAAAAGCGCCCCAAAGGAGAACGUUCAUGGCGUCCUGUCGGAGAAUCACCAAAAACCGAAUUCACCAUCCCUAAAAUUGCAGAAGGCACGUAUGACUUCCGGGUCAUGGCGGUCAACAAGCACGGACCCUCUGCGCCAGCGGAGAUUGCGGAUGUUAAUGUAGCAGCUAAAAUGAAACUUCCAGCGGCACCGGGUAAACCCGAAGUGACUGACAUCACCGAAACUGAAGCGACUAUUACCUGGCCGCCCUCCAAAACCGACGAUAAAUCGCCCGUCGACGGCUACAAUGUAUAUCUCCGAAAGGGCUCGAAGAAAUGGAGGAAAGUCACCAAAACUCUUUUGAAAACUACAACCCAUACACUGGACGACUUGAAACCGGACGAAGAGUACGAAGCACAAAUAACCGCAGAGAAUGAAUGUGGUGAAUCGGAACCCAGUCGACCGUCCGAUGCGUUCAUGCUCAAAAAGCCUGUUCGAAAGGCUGUGCCUUCGGCGCCCGAAAAUCUGCGUGCUACGGAUAUUAAGCCAGAAUCUGUGAAGCUAGUCUGGAAAGCUCCAGCGGAUGAUGGAGGAUCACCCAUUACGGCUUAUGGAGUAUUCAAACGACCAGCAGGAUCGGAAGAUUGGGAGGAGAUUGGCGAAGUGCCGAUCACUUCCAUGACAAUCCCGCAGCUGGAAAGUGGUGCCACCUAUGACUUUAAAGUGGUUGCCAAGAAUAAACACGGCGAAAGCGAGCCGGCGGAGCUGAAGGAUGUGCAAACCAAGACUACCAUCAAAGUGCCAUCGGAGCCUGGAAAACCUACGGUUGAAUGCACAGAGACAGAAGCGAAUAUUGAAUGGACCGAGCCGAAGACCGACGGUGGUGCGCCGAUUCAGGGCUACCAUGUGUAUAUCAGGGAGAUCGAAAGCACUAACUGGAAAAAGGUGACAAGAACACUGGUUACCACGAAAAACUACACCUGCCAAAACUUGGUUGUUGGAAAAAUCUACGAAGUACAAAUAACGGCAACUAAUGAUGCCGGAGAAAGCAAGGCCAGCGUUCCAAGUGACCAGUUCUUCCUAAAGAAACAACAGAAAGGUCCACCUUCUCCUCCUACCAACCUUCAUGUAACGGACGCUUCCCCUGAAAACGUCAAAAUUGCGUGGUCUCCACCGGAAAGCGAUGGCGGCGCUCCUAUUACCGGUUAUCAAAAAAAACGCCGUACGGGCCGCAAAGCAUGGCAGGAUGUGGGAGAAACUGCCGAUUUGACCUUUACAGUUCCUGGCUUAGUCGAAAAUAGCAACUACGAUUUUGCGGUAUUUGCCGUUAAUAAGAACGGCGCCAGUGAACCAGCUGUUUUGGAGGACGUUUACGCCAAGUAUUCCUUCCGUGUGCCAUCGGCGCCGGGUCAACCAAAAGUAGUGGAAACCACCGAGACUUCUGCUACCAUCGAGUGGACACCGCCGGAAGACGACGGCGGUGAGCCGGUCGCCGGUUACGACGUCUAUCUUAAGACGCGUACGUCAACACACUGGCGAAAGGUCACUAAAACCGUCACUAAGCAGACCAAAUUCACUCUGGAAAACCUGGAAAUGGAUAUCGAAUACGAAGCCCGAGUAGUGGCAGUUAACAAGGCUGGAGAAAGUGAGCCGAGUAAGGCGUCGGAGCCCUUCAAACUGACUAAGCAACGACCAGCCCGCAGAGAUUCGGUUAAGGGGGAAACGACAGAAGCACCUAAAGGUGCAACGGACACCACGGAACCUGAGAAGAUGGAGAAACCGUCUUGUCGUACUGAUCAGGAUACUCUGGAGGUGGUGGAAGGCGAAGACGCUGAGUUCGUUGUUGAAUUCACCGGCAAACCAACACCAACCAUUACAUGGAAUAGUACAGCCGACACCUUCCAAAACAAAACCAGAUUCGAACUGAAGACCACCGAAAAGACUACCAAAUGCACUAUCAAGCACUGCCGGUUAGAAGACACCGGAGAAAUUCUAGUUACCUUUAAAAACAAAGCGGGAAAGGCCGAAAUGCCACUGAACCUUAAAGUGAAACAGGCCGUCCAGGCUCCUCGAAUUUUUGAUUAUCCCGAAGUAGUCGAAGCACAGACUGGAGAAAAUCUGUCCAUUAUGGUGCGAUUCGAGGGUGUCCCAUAUCCAGACGUGGACUGGUUCCAUGCCGGCAAGCCUGUUAAAGAAACCCGCAGAGUGCGCGUGGAGAGCCUUCAAGAUUACGAAUCUCACAUUGUUAUAAAAAAGGCGGAACAAUCUGACGUUGGAUCGUAUCUUGUCCGGGCCACCAACUCCGAAGGAUCUGCUGAAGCGACGAUAAUUUUAAAACUGUUAGGCGUCCCAUCGGCACCAAGAAAUCUCAAAGUCAAGGAAAUUGGCCCAGAAAAAGCGACAAUUACCUGGGAACCACCGGAAUCCGAUGGAGGAGCCCCGAUUCAGCGGUACAUUGUGGAGAAACGUUCGGCCGGCCGUGUUACGUGGUCACGUGUGGCUGCUACCCAAUCGCUUGAGCAAGAAAUUGGGGAACUAGCGGAGGGUAAAAUGUACGAAUUCCGUGUGGUGGCUGAGAAUAAAUACGGGCCCGGAGAGGGGGCGGAAGUGGGACCAGUGCUGGCUGCUUUCACAUUCGAUGUUCCUGGCCCCCCUGGAACGCCGGAAUGUUUAGACACAACGGAAACAUCCACUAAUUUAGCCUGGGAUCCGCCCGAGACUGACGGUGGCAGCCCGAUACUGGGAUAUCACAUUGAACGGCGAACCGGAAAGGUCGGACGAUGGUCUAAAAUCAACAAAACACUGGUGACGACGACGAAAUUCAGCGUAACGGAUCUGGUGGAAAGUGAGACGUAUGAAUUCCGCAUUUUGGCGGAAAAUAAAAAAGGCGUUGGGAAGCCGAGCGCGCCGUGCUCUCCCAUGAAAACUUUAACUAAACCCAGGAAACCCAAAGCCGAUACGUCCAUUAUUGAACCUUCCGUUAGUCAAGCCCCAGAAGCUAGCAAAGCCGAAAAAGAAGAUGAGCGUACCGUGGACGACACGAUCGGCUCCGAUGUCGAUAUGGAGGAAGAGGAAGCAAUCCCGGAAGAUGAAGAGCAAGGCUCCAAACCCGAAUUUAUCACCCCUCUGGAAACCCAAAUCGUGCGGGAAGGUCAAAAGGCCAUCUUCCAGUGCGAAGUUAUCGGCGAGCCAAAACCAUCGGUCAUCUGGCAGAAAAACGGAAAGACCAUACGCGACAGUGAUGAAUACCGCUAUGUCGUUAAUGAAAACACCUACAAAUUGAUUAUUAAAGAGGCAUUCAUGGAGGAUGCUGGAGUCUUUGUCGCUUUGGCACGCAAUCCAGCCGGAAAGGCAACCAGUGACGCUGACCUGAUCGUUAAACAAGACAUUCCGGACAAAACGAGGAAUCAUGUUGUUCCCACGUUUGUCACUCCAUUAAAAAACCAAACCGUCACUGUUGGGCAGACGCUGACAUUACGUGUUAGAGCUUCAGGAUUUCCUAAUCCCACGAUUAAAUGGUGGCGCGGCGAAAAGGAGAUUCUUCCUGAUUCGAGAAUCUCCGUUUCGGACGAUGGUCAUGGCGGCUCGGUUUUGACCGUCAGGAAAGUUGUGAUGAAUGACGCUGAUUUGUACCGCUGUACAGCAACCAAUGCAGCGGGUGAAGCGUCUACAGAAUGCACCAUUACGGUCGAAGAGAAAACGGAAAUUGCUGGCCACGAAGCUCCUUAUUUUACGAAGAAACCCAGAGAGCAGACAGUCAACGAAGGCGAACCUCUGAAUCUGGAUUGUGCAUUUGUCGGAGUUCCUGCUCCAACGGUGAAAUGGUUUUUGAAUGAUCGAUUAAUUCAGUCACACAAAGACGUGACAAUUACCAGCGAUGCAACAACCUCCUCUCUGCAAAUCGCGGCUGCCAUGCCGGAAGAUUCCGGUGUUUAUACCGUCGAGAUAUCUAAUUCAGUCGGACAAGCUCGUUGUUUUGCUGCCAUCAACGUAGCACGGCUGCCGGUCAAACGGAAGCCGCAUGGCGUGGCGCCGCGAUUCGUCCGCCGCUUCACGGAUGCUGAAGCAUCCAGUGGAUACGACGUGCACUUUGAAUGUCAAGUGACCGGUGAGCCUAUGCCGACAAUUAAAUGGCUCUUCAACAAGGACGAGAUCACCGAAACCGGGUCGAAGUACGAAAUUGUGCACAAGGAAAGAAUCGGAUGGAGCCGGUUGCUUAUUCGUAACGUAACUAGAGAAAGUGUGGGUCAGUACACAGCGGUUGCUACGAAUGAAGAGGGCGAAGCGCAAUGCUCGGCGUACCUCAAUGUCGUUGAACCGAAGCCGACUGGUGACAGAGGGGAUACAUCCGGUCGACCUAAAGGAGAAAUUCGUGCUCCAGCCUUCGCCAAACCUCUUCGCGAUACAGAAGUGGUAGAAGGCGAAAAGGUUAAGUUAGACUGCAAACUGACCGAGCCCAUGGAGGUGGUAGUAAAAUGGUUCAAGGACGGUAUUGAACUGAGUGAAGGACCCAAAUACAGUAUCGAUGCCCACCCGGACGGUACGCUGGUCUUGCAAAUUAAGGAAUCCCGAAAGCGAGACGAAGGCCGAUACAGCUGCGUUGUCACUAACGAAGCUGGACGAGCCAAAACGAACUGUGAACUUAAGGUCACCGUGCCCAAAGAUGACGAUUCGCGUCGGGACGAUUCUGGCUUACGAGGACGGCGACGUGUUGCAGGUCCACCUUGGCCUUUGGCGUCAGCCCCUUGGAUCAGUAACCUCACCGGAAGUGGUUGUUUACUUUCUUGGAAGCCAUCCAUAACGGAUUCCACCGAAGCCACGCCCAUUACGUACAUAGUGGAAAUGUGCGAGGUCCCACGAAGCGACUGGCAUCCUAUUGCGCACGGCAUUCCUAAUACUGAAUACGAAAUCUUGGGAUUACUGAAACCCGAUAGGAACUACCAGUUCCGUAUCCGAGCAGAAAAUAAAUUUGGUGUCAGUGAUCCGUCACCAUAUGCUCGGACGGACCGAAAAUUACCGGCGCCUGACCAUGAACACUACGCAGUGAAACCAUCAGAUCGUAAAACAUUUGAGAAAGAACCCCGUGAAUACGAAGUCCAGCGUCCAGAACACGGUCUUUUUGGUGAAAAACCAAGAUUUUACCGUGAAAACAACGAUGUGCAAUUUGGACUGGAAGGAGAGACCGCCACAUUAGAAGUAUAUUGUUAUGGGUAUCCGCAGCCGAAAAUCACGUGGUACCUUCGGGGUGAAGAAAUUCGCUCUGGCGGUCGCUUUGCUAGUCGCUACGGUAGCAGCGGUCAAGUCCAGCUAUCCAUUGACAAACUGUCUUUCCGGGAUGUCGGAGAAUAUACGUGCCGAGCAGUGAAUGAACACGGAGAAGCCGAGAUCCAACUGCGGUUAGAAGUAGCAGACCCACCUGUUUUCAUUGAGUCGGUUGUGGAUGGCAUCUUCACAGUUGGUCAAGCAGCUCGACUAGACUGUCGGGUGGAUGGCACGCCCUUCCCGGAAGUGCGUUGGCUGAAAGACUGGCGUCCGAUUGCCCAGAGCUCCCGUGUGGAAAUGGUGACAACAGAAACCGGGCACUGUACAUUAAUCAUCCAUGAUGUCCGUGUAUUCGAUGGGGGCUUGUAUACCUGCGAAGCCAAGAAUAUUGGAGGCACUGCGCUAUGCUCAGCCAAUGUUCUGGUCGAGUCUCGGCCAGCCGCGACAGCCGCACCGUUCGAUAUACGAGUUCGACGUGUGCAUCUCAAGAAUAAGCGUGUCACCGAUUUCUACGACUUCUUUGACGAGAUUGGUCGCGGAACACAAGCGGUUGUGAAGAAGGCUGCCGAAAAGCUUUCCGGGCGCAAUUAUGCCGCAAAGAUUUCCUUUGCUCCGCCCAGAGAACGGCAGUGGUUGGAGAAUGAAAUGCAUAUAUUAAAUGAGCUGCAGCAUCCUAACAUAGUCCGCUUACAUGAUGGAUACGCUGGGAAUUCUUACGUUGUCCUUAUGCUGGAACUAGCAAAAGGUGGCGAAAUUAUCCCUCGCAUGGUGCAGAAUAAGACCUACGGCGAGGAUUACGUACGCAGCAUUAUUAAACAGAUGCUGCAGACGUUGGAAUACAUCCAUGAGAAGGGUUUUGCGCAUUUGGACUUGAAGCCGGAAGAUGUACUUUUCCAACAUCCUGGCUCGGAUAAGAUCCUUUUGGUGGAUUUUGGAUUGGCUCAGAAGAUUCCUCCAAGCGGUCAUGUGAUUUCCGAGUUCGGCACACCGGAAUUUGUAUGUCCCGAAAUUGCCACCCGAAUGCCGUGCGGAACACCAGCUGAUUUAUGGAGCACCGGUAUCAUUACAUACCUAUUACUGUCGGGUGUGUCACCUUUCCUUGGACCAACGGAUCGUGAUACACUGCUGAACGUUCAGCGAUGUGAAUGGGAUUUCAAUCAUCCAAUCUUUUCGCACAUUUCACCGGAGGGAAAAGAUUUCAUCUCAUCGCUGUUGAAAAAAGAGCCCACACGGCGGUUAACGGCCAAGGAGGCUCUAGAACAUCCGUGGUUUGGGUCUACAUCCAACGUGGACAUCAGUAGUCGUCCAUUGGAAGAUUACUGGGCUAAACGAAGGCAAAAGCUUGGACAGCAAGCGGUGGUCAAAUACGCCCGUCGCCGACCAUUGCAUAUGUGUCUGCAACAUCCUCAAGGCUUGCUGUACCCGCCUGACAUUGCGGAUGGAGUUAAUUUGGCUCACGAUAUGCGCGUGCGCGAGGGCAGUCCAGGAGCAAAAAGCCGCACUGAACGCGACGAUCACAGCCGCCGCUCGUCGGUUUCCGAAGACUUCCGUGACUACCAUUAUUCGUUCUUUGGUCAAAGCGAUUCGCACUAUCAAGUCGGACCCGAGACGGAAUUACUACAGCUGCGAGAUCCGGAUCUACCGGCCCGCAUUCGAGAAUACCGUCGUUUAGUGACGGAUCCAUCAGGUCAUGCCAGUUUCCGUGUAAAAGCUGAUAAUAAACUGUGGGGUCUGAAACCGGCAGUCAAGGAACGCCGGCGUAUGAUGGAGAUCAUGGAUGACGAAGGUUUCGGUCAAGCCCAGCAGCUGGCGGCGCGCAGGAAGCGCAAGCGCAUUUUAGCGGAACAAGACGAGGAAUACGCACCGUUCUUCCGCGAGAAACUCAAAGAUACUGCUUUCGCUGAGGGCAAACCCGUUACUUUGCGUACGGUGGUCAUCGGGUGCCCACAACCGGUAAUUCACUGGUAUCAUCAUGACAUUUUACUGGAAAACGGUCCGCACAUCCGAACCAUGUCCAAUGAAGACGGCACGUGCUUACUGACCCUGUCACCGGCUACCGGAGUGGAAGCCGGGGAAUAUAAGUGCGUAGCGCGAAACAAACUAGGAGAAGCAGUUUGCCGCGCUACCUUAAUGAUUGGAGUCGUCCCCGAUCAUCCUUCCUGGCCCGUUCUGGAGUACGUGAGCCCGAACGAAAUGACCCUUACCUGGGAACCACCGGAAUUCGACGGCAACGCCGAAAUAUUGGCCUAUAAACUCGAAUAUCGAGGCCGAGAAGAUGUUGCGUGGAAAGUUGUAUCCAGUGAUCUGCUACACGAAAACGUCGUGGUGCAAAACCUGCCCAGCUCAUAUUACCGGUUCCGUGUCGCUUGCCGAAAUAUGUUUGGAUGGAGCUCGUACAGUUUUUCGUCCAACGAAUAUCGCACGCUUGUCGCCGGUGAAUCGCCAAGAAUGAUUGAAGAGCCUCAUCCCAGCUCUGGCUUGAAAUGGCGGGAACGUGGAGCCGAACCGAAACCGGAAAAGCCGGUACGAUUGAUUAGCCUGAUGGAGAAAUAUCCGGCGUCUCUCUAUGAAGAUACAUCACCGGAAGACCAGUACGACUUCUACGAGGAAAUUUUCCGAGGAGAGUUUUGCAUUAUCCGGAAGUGUUUUGACCGGAAAAACCAGCGUUCGUUUGCCGCGAAGAUUAUUGAUAUCCAUGCACCGGAUGCACGACAAGAAUACGACAUUCUGAGUGGACUGAAGCACGAACGUAUCGUCGAACUGCAUGCGGCCUACACGUUCAACCAUGCCUUCGUACUAGUCGAAGAUCUUCUAGAUGGUUACGAUGUGUUGCAUUAUCUGUGCGAAAAACAAGUAUACACGGAAGAAGAUGUCGCACAGAUUACGCGACAAGUAUUGGAUGGGUUGCAGUAUUUGCAUUACGAUGGCAUCGCGCAUCUGAACCUACAACCAGAAAAUGUUGUCAGCAAAAGCAGAAGGAAACUGCUUAUCAGUUUGGUAGACUUUGGAGCUGCCAAGCGGCUGCCGGAAGAUGGCGCAGUUAUUAAACUGCCCACUGUUCCUCUGGAGUUUACACCGCCAGAAGUGCUGACCGAAAAAGCAACAACAGUCAGCGCUGAUAUAUGGGGUGUUGGUGUUCUUGUAUGGAUCAUGCUAAGCGGGACUCACCCAUUCUUGGGAGAAGAUGAUGAAGAAACGUACAAUAAUGUUUGUGGAGUGCGUUACCGUUCAGCAGAUCUGUACCGUGGUCUGUCGGUCGAAUCGACCAGAUUAUUAAUGCAAACGCUGAAAGUGCUGCCGGGAAAUCGUCUUUCUGUGGAUGAAUGUCUGGAGCAUCGGUGGAUUAUUCCCAACGAAAUUGCCAUCAAGAAGCGGGAAAAAUCUACCUUCCACUGCUAUCACCUGGAGCAAUACAGGAAGCAACGCAAUCGUCAUUUAACGCACCGCCAUUUAACCGAUCAAAGUCUACUUCGUGCCUUUAAUCCCAAGGGAUGAUUUUGGUUUUGGUGAUGCCGAGUAAAAUAUUUCUACUUUGUAUUAAUAUUCUCUACGAAUUUCACGUGUCUGCGUUAGUGCGUAUCGUUCCGUGAUCAGUGUUGAAUUUUGUUGUUGUGGUUCAAUAAUCUUAAUAUUUUUAGCUUUUCCUGUGGUACACAUCUUGACAAACAGAGCUACAGAUAGGGCGCUAAUUUUUGCACCGGUUGAUUCAAAGCUCUUUUAAAUUGACCCUUCGGAUAUUGAUGCCUGAAUUCAGUGGAGAUGUACCGGUAUCAGUUUCAGCGUUAUAUAAAAGUGAAGAUUUAAAAUGUAAGUUGAGAAUAACU